This is a messenger RNA of Pistacia vera, 894 nucleotides long. Its product is annotated as protein SIEVE ELEMENT OCCLUSION B-like. The coding region runs from base 1 to 894 and encodes 297 amino acids. The record is from RefSeq and is a predicted model, not a curated record. Gene Ontology annotation, biological process: phloem development. NCBI's taxonomy places the organism in Eukaryota, Viridiplantae, Streptophyta, Magnoliopsida, Sapindales, Anacardiaceae. The transcript has 2 exons.
AUGUACACACAGUCUCAUCAGGAUCCAGUAAGCGUAGAGAGUCAGUACGAUGUGGUGUGGAUACCAGUUGUGGACAAGUCAACCGAAUGGAAUGAAGCAAGGCAACAGCUAUUCAAGAAUCACCAGUUGAACAUGCCAUGGUACUCUGUGUAUCACCCUUUUUUGAUCAACCCAGCAGUCUUCAUUUACAUCCAAGAAGUGCGGCACUUGAACAAGAAGCCUAUUCUUGUUGUACUUGACCCUCAAGGGAAAUUGGUCAGCAACAAUGCCUUCCACAUGCUCUGGAUUUGGGGAAUGCAAGGCUUCCCUUUCACUAGAGCAAGGGAGGCAGAACUUUGGAAACAACAGACUUGGGGAAUUAAAUUGUUAGCCGACUCUAUAAAUGAAGACAUUUCUAAUUGGAUAAAAGAAGAAAACUACAUAUGCUUGUAUGGUGGGGAAAACAUAGACUGGAUCAGGGAAUUCAUAGCCACUGCACGUAAAGUCGCGGAAGCUACAUCCAUUCCAUUGCAAAUCCUUUACGUGGGGAAGAGUAAUUCUAAUGAAGAGCAAGUUCGCAAAAUCGUUGACACCAUUACUGUGGAGAAGCUCAGCCACUCGUUGCAAGAGUACCAUCAGGUUUGGUUCUUCUGGCAGCGGUUAGAAAGCAUGUGGCAUUCUAAGACGCAACUCGGCUGUACUGUGGAAAAUGAUCCUCUACUACUGGAGAUUAAUACUCUUCUUAGCUUUGAUAAAAAUCAUGAAGGAUGGGCUGUGUUUUGCAGGGGAACAACCAUGGCUGUGGCCAAGAGUGAAACCAUUUUACAGAGCUUAAAAGAUUUUGAUUCAUGGAAAACACAUGUGGAGGACAAGGAUUUUGUGACUGCACUCAAUCAUCAUCUUAACCAGCUCUAG